AAUAUGAUCGAGUACAAACUCAAUGAAAAAUAUACUCCAUAAACAUGAAGCUACGGAAACUCGACUUACAUUUGAACUCAUUAAAAUAAAUAAACAAACACAAGAUUUGACUCGUUACAAUCUAUUUCCCACUUACUAUCUUUUCCCUCCUUUAGUUUACCUUUUUCUUUCCCUCUUUGCGCAUUCCUUCUCCCUCAAAUUCACAUCCCUCACUUCCAUUGCUCCCCAAUUUCCCCUCCAAAUUUUUUUUCUCUCUCUCUCUCAGUUUCCCUUCCUUUAUCUCUCCCCGCAAAGAAACCCCAGAGAUCCAGUCUCGGGAUUUGGAGAUCAGAAUUAGUUUCAGAAUCAAGAGGUAGCCUCUGUGUUCAUCUUUGGAGAAUUAAUUGAUCAUGUCGCUGCCGCAGACUACUUGAGAACACCUGCCUUUUCCCAUGAAGCCGCCGUUCGGUGGAGGCGGCCGCGUUGACUACCGCCGCUUCACCGCUGUUGGCUCUCAUCCCAAUCCAGAACUCGACGAAGCCGUUGUCAUAAAGACGCCGCCGCCUUCAUUGAAACGGAAGAGUGGAAUGGCUGACUAUGGCACGAUAUCUGUUGAGCAAAAUGUAAGUCCUGGCACCAGUGCUUUCAUGAACAGCCCUCACCGGACUCCAGUUUCAGUGAAAUCUGAGAAACCCCAGAAGGUUCCUAAGUCAACCAAGGCAAACAGAGUUAGCUGUCAAAGUCUCAUGACAAAUACUGGUUCUCCAACAGGCGAUAAUCUCACUCCAGUCGGUUCCUGUCGAUAUGAUAGCUCCUUAGCUCUCCUAACAAAGAAGUUCAUUAAUCUGAUAAAACAUUCAGAAGGUGGUAUCCUUGAGCUGAAUAAAGCCGCAGAGACAUUAGAGGUACAGAAGAGGCGUAUAUACGAUAUAACUAAUGUCCUUGAAGGCAUUGGUCUUAUCGAAAAGACUCUCAAAAACAUAAUCCAGUGGAAGGGGACUGAUGUACGGAGACCUGGGGAAGUGGAUGAGACCCUUCCAGAUAUACAGGAAGAAAUACAAAACUUGAAUUCAGAGGAGUGCAGAUUAGACGAGCGCAUAAGAGAAAUGCAGGAAAAGUUAAGGGGGCUAAGCGAAGAAGAAGACAAUCAAAGGUGGCUUUUUAUUACUGAAGAAGAUGUCAAAAACCUACCGUGCUUCGAGAAUGAAACUCUGAUAGCUAUUAAAGCUCCACACGGCACGACUCUGGAAGUUCCUGAACCCGAUGAGGCUGGAGAUUACCCACAGAGAAGAUACAAAAUCGUUCUUCGAAGCACCAUGGGACCAAUAGAUGUCUACCUCGUAAGUCAAUUCGAGGAGAUAAAUGCCUACGAAGCACAGCCAAGUAACCUUGACACAUCUGUUGCGAAUGAGACACCAACGGAGGAGAUUACACGAGAUGAAAUCAUUGGGCAGGGAGAAGGAGUUCAAAGGAUGUGCUUAGAGACGAGCUCAUCCCAUGAUUUCGUGAGUGGAAUCAUGAAGAUCGUACCAGAUGCUGACAGCGAUGCUGAUUAUUAUCUAUUGUCAGAGACGGAUGUAAGCAUCACUGACAUGUGGAGGACAGAAGAUGAGGUCGACUGGGAUACCUUGAACACACUACACGAAGGCUAUCCAGUGUCUAUCAUCAGCCCUUCACGAGAUCAAGCUCCACGACCGAGUAUAGUCCCAUCAGCAGGGAGCUAGAAGCUGAGCUUGUACUAUAUAUUCUUGAAGAAUCAUGUGUUGUUGUAUAAUGACAUUGCUGGCAAUGCUGCAGAAAUUCGAGAUUGUGUUCAACUGCUUAGGAUGGAUGGUCACUGUAUAGUUUCUGGGUAGUUAUUACUUAUUGCGCUUUUGCUAUGAACUAAUAAUUAGUCGGUACGAGGUUUUGUGUUGUGUAAAUUGGAAAAUUUGUUUCAUUGUAGCAUCAUCAUCAUCAUGAUGGAGAUUUAGUUGACAGUUCUGUAAUAUUCUAGCCAAGAUAGUGAACUCCUCUCUCACUAGAUCUGUAUUUCUUCAACUCACGUAUCAAAGCAACUCAAUCCUUGUGAGGAGAAAUUCACAAACUAGUGAACUACUACAUUGGAAAAGCAAA
Molecule: messenger RNA, 2094 nt
Organism: Salvia miltiorrhiza (redroot sage)
Lineage: Eukaryota; Viridiplantae; Streptophyta; Magnoliopsida; Lamiales; Lamiaceae
Product: transcription factor E2FB-like
Exons: 14
Coding region: 432-1703 (423 amino acids)
Biological process (GO): regulation of transcription by RNA polymerase II
Cellular component (GO): RNA polymerase II transcription regulator complex
Molecular function (GO): DNA-binding transcription factor activity, RNA polymerase II-specific; protein dimerization activity; RNA polymerase II cis-regulatory region sequence-specific DNA binding
Source: RefSeq, a predicted model, not a curated record